AUGUCACAGGUUUUGUUACCUGUUUUAUUGUCCGGGAUCCUCACAAUUUUAGCGACAACGGAAGGUAAUGAACAAGAUUUUGGCCCGUGGUCUCGUUGGUCAGCGUGCAGUCAAUACUGCGGACGAGAGGGAAUGCGGUAUCGCGUUCGUUUAUGUAUUCGUGAUGGCGACUGCCGAGGACAAACCAUUGAGAUGUCAACUUGCAAUAAAACCAAGUGCUAUGUUAGCUGUAAGCAGUAUUUUGAGGAUGGUUUUGAACGUGAUGGAGUCUACCGGCUGUAUUUGGAUGGACCCUGCAAGGAGCCGGUCACAACAAUUUGUGAUCAAUCCAGAAGGUUUGGCGGGGGUUGGACUUUAUUGAUACAAGCGCUUACCAACAAGGGAUGGAAUAAAAGAACAGUCCUCCAACGAAAUGCAUAUGCAAAGGCCAGUAGACUCAGAUGGGCUGACUUUUCCAUAUUAGGAAAGGCUGACGUCAUCAAGCAUGAUUCGACCAAUAAUAGCCCGUUUCUGUAUCGUAUCGAUGCAAAUCAGCCUGGAAGCUGGGGUGGAGUUUGGCAAGCUCCGAAUCACUACACCUUCACUGGAAACUUCCCCAAUCAAACAGACGUCAUGAUGGUGAAACGAUUUAAUGAAUGGUCUAGUGGAGAAUUUGCAAUAAGUAACCGAAUGCCUUGGCUGCCCAAGCGAAAUAAAUUGGCGUUGCUUACUACAAGUGACUCGUUUGUUGUUCAUAUACCCUGGGGGACUUUUGUAGCACAACAAAAGUGGCCUUUUCUUUCUUCUCCCUGGAUUUAUGGCAAAAUGGCCUUUCCCAGAAGAAAGUGGUACUGGCUGAAGGAGCUAAGACAAGAUUACAAGGAACCAGAUGACAUUUGCCCAAUUGAGACACCGCUACCAGUGAACGGUGGUUACGGCACUUGGUCAGCAUGGGGCGCUUGUAGCAAAAGUUGUUCAACCGGUUACAAAGUCAGAGCGAGGUACUGCAACAACCCACGGCCUGCAAAUGGUGGGAAAGACUGCUCAGAGCUGGGACCAUCGCGUGAAACUCUUGUGUGCAGGCCAUGGCCUCCAUGUGAUGUAAGCAUGAUAGUUGAUUCGGGCCUCGCCCUCGUCAUCUAUUACGUAACGGAAAUCUUGAGCCCAUGA
Pocillopora verrucosa is the source of this 1149-nucleotide messenger RNA. Lineage: Eukaryota; Metazoa; Cnidaria; Anthozoa; Scleractinia; Pocilloporidae. The record is from RefSeq and is a predicted model, not a curated record.